Molecule: messenger RNA, 1269 nt
Organism: Ziziphus jujuba (common jujube)
Lineage: Eukaryota; Viridiplantae; Streptophyta; Magnoliopsida; Rosales; Rhamnaceae
Product: NAC domain-containing protein 2
Exons: 3
Coding region: 1-1269 (422 amino acids)
Biological process (GO): regulation of DNA-templated transcription
Molecular function (GO): DNA binding
Source: RefSeq, a predicted model, not a curated record
AUGGAUGUGCACCAAAAUCGAGACGUAGUUGAGAAUCCAAGCAUCAAUAGCAACAACAACAGCCCUAUAAAUAGCUCUUCUGGUAAUUCUCCUCCUCCGACCAACAAUGAGAAUCUUCAUCAUCAUGUUCAUGAUGAUAAUGAUGAUGAUCAGCAGCCAACCACCAAAUAUUGUGAGCAAGUGUCUAAAUACCUUCCAGGGUUUAGAUUUAAUCCAAAAGAUGAAGAACUUGUUGAUUUUUACCUUAAGAAAAAGGUAGCCAAUGAACAGCUUCCAUCAAACGUUGUCAUUGACGUUGAACUCUAUAAGUUCAAUCCUGAGUAUCUUGCAGAAAACCACAAACCACGAGGAGAAAACCAGUGGUUCUUUUUCACACCAAGAGAUCGAAAAUACCCAAAUGGGGAGCGUCCAAACCGGGCGGCUGGAAGUGGUUAUUGGAAGGCUACUGGAGCCGACAGACCAGUGGUGUCCAAUGAAGAUAAAAUUGGAUUCAGGAAGGCUUUGGUGUUCUACCAAGGAAAAGCUCCUAAUGGUGUCAAAACUGAUUGGAUAAUGCAUGAAUACAGAUUGAAUCAGCCUUCCAAGAGAAAAAGGAUUGGCAAUGACAUGAGGCUGGAUGACUGGGUUCUAUGCAGAAUAUAUAAGAAACCUAACAAGAGUCCAUCAAAGAAUGAAAGGAAAGUAGAGGAGAAUCAUCAUGGAGUACAUGAACGCCAUGCAAAGAAGUCUAUUAGUGAUACAAGUUUAAUUACUUCCUCUCCCAGUGAGGACUACAAUGAAGCUUUAAUCCCCUCCUCCAGCCAGAACCAUAAUAGUAACAAUAACAAUAAUGCCUAUGAUCAUCGUCAUAUGAUCAACCCUAACCCUCGUUAUCCAGAGUUGCAAAGGAUAAAUAUUCAUCAAAAUCCUAAUUUCAUGGAACGCCAGCCUCCACGUAUUCCUCCUCUUCCCCCUGCCACUUAUUUCCAGCAGCAUCAUCAAGAUUUGACCAAUCCUAAUCCUGGUUUGACUAUGGAUGAAAAUGCUUUUAGGGGGUUAGAACCACUAUCAUCAUCCUUGUAUCACUCUACAGGAAUCAAAUCCGAAGAUGACAGUAGUUUUGGGUAUCAUUAUCAACACGAUGAUGCAUAUGGUACUGUACCAAGCUUGCUCUACGGCUACAACUAUGGGUUUUCGCCGAACAUGGACACUAGUUUAGACCAUUCGGUUAUGAGGAUGGACAAUACGGAUAAUGUUAUAGACUCUUUCACGUCCCAUCGACAAGUUUAA